AUGACCACACUCAAGCCACAACUGUUGCGCGCUGACACUAUCGACUUACAAGAUCACGAUGCGCCCUCCGCAAAAGAUCACUCCCGGCAGCCGCAACAUCCUUCGCCCUACGGUUAUGGGCCCGCCGCUCCUCACCAAGCACAGACGUUGAAGCGUGCCGAGCAGGAGACACACAAGCAGCAGCAGCUAAGUCCACGAGUGUCUGAAGACCAAGGCGGGCCCUUCUCCGACAACCAGCGCUAUUACGACGAAGAUGACGAAGUCGACGAUGCUCACAUGAACCACCUCCAUGGCCCGAAUGGUACCUCAGAACAAGAUCGCGACUACGACGACGGCGAUGCUAGCGACUCGCACGACGAAGACAUGGACGACGAUAUGAUGGACAAAAUUUCGAGCUCCCCCUCGAUCGAAGAUGUGCCCACGCCGACUCGAGGCAAUUCUCCCCAGUCUUCCUCUCCUUUCAUCUCUCCUCCAAUUCACUUCCCUUUACCACGUACCCAAGAUGUGGACUAUGACACGGGAGAUCUUCAUCGGAGCGAACUUGAUGUCUGGCGCGAAGAUGAACACGAACUCGAUGAGAACAGCGCUCCCGUCCCAAACUACAACAGUUACUUCGAUCUGUCGCCGGCCGAACCUCGCUUUCCAGACUUCAUGACCGAGGACGAGGUCCGUGAAGUGUCCAAGUAUCUUCUUCCGGUUCAUGAUCCGGCCUUGGACGACUUCAGUGAAGAUGAGGGCUACGACCAACGCUCUUACGAGGAAGAGAACGAGGAUGAUUGGGUCGACGAGGACAUCAACCUGCCAGACUAUCAGUCUAGCGAUGAUGAAGACACCGAGGAGUUCACUUUUUCUGCUGAUGCUCGCUUCAUUGAUUCUGGUUGGGGAGGCGAGUGCUUACGAGAAAUAGAAGACAUCGAUUUCGAGUUUGUGUAUGCUUUGCAUACUUUCGUCGCUACCGUCGAAGGCCAGGCCAAUGCCACCAAAGGAGAUACGAUGGUGCUGUUAGACGACAGCAAUAGCUACUGGUGGCUUGUCAGAGUAGUAAAAGAUGGCAGCAUUGGUUACCUCCCGGCAGAGCACAUUGAGACACCAACAGAGCGGCUAGCUCGUUUGAACAAACACAGGAACAUUGAUCUUUCGGCUUCAAUGCUGGGAGACAAUACGGAAAAGUCGAAGAAUCCGCUGAAGAAAGCAAUGCGUCGCCGGAAUGCGAAGACUGUCCAAUUCACUGCACCAACCUACUACGAGCCUUCGGAAGCAAAUUAUUCAUCCGACGAGGAGGAAGGCGACGAAAGCCAGAUGGAAGUCGAUCAAGAGCCAGCUAACGAGGACACCGAGGCGUCCAGAGAUCCCGCAGAACCCAUAUCGGCUCAGACUCAGGGAGCGAGCAACGGUCUACAGCGGUCCACGAGCCAUGAGUCUUUGACGGAAGAGCCACAAAGUCCAGACAAGGCACAAGCGCCUGACUCAUCGGCCAUGCUGUCUGCCCAAGAUCCUGUAUCAAGAUCGCGCAAAGGUGUUGUCCGAAACACAGAUUCUUUCUUCAAAGACGACACAGCAGAGACCAAAAAGAUAUCCUUGACGCCACGGCUGCUUAGAGGCGACUCAGACGCGGCGGCACCUGCAGAACAAGACAACAGGCAACGUCCAAGUCUGGAGACUUUCGACAAAAUGGUCGGCGUCGAGGAGAAGCCAGGCAAAGACGAAAAGAAGAAAGAGAAGAAGGGCAUGCUCAGCGGACUCUUCAAGAGAAAAGACAAGGCUCCCAAAGGUCAGAAGGUCGAUGAUCGCUCCGACAACAAGCUGUCGGAGGAGUCGCUAAGGCCGUCGGUCAACUCGAAGGAGUCACUUGAUUCGGUCCACAAAGUCGACCCUGUUGUUGAGCGGCGACCGAGCAAAUUGCAGAAGCAGCCACCCGUCAUAAGUUCACCCAAGGCAUCUCCUACCGAAGGACGCUACUCCCAAAUACCGGCCGCGCUACAGCCUUCUCGAGAAGAGCCGGUGCAGCCGCAGACUGCUACGAGUCCACCCGCACCAACUGGGCCAGCACCACCGCCACCGACUGUUCGGCAAGUACAGAAUGAAAGCUCACAGGAAAGCCUUCAGCCACCACAGGAGUCUGCUGCAAGACUUCAGCCAAAUGCGCACCUGCCGAAUCGCUUCCCAUCGCUACAGGAGAAGCGCCAGCUAGAACCUGAGCAACGACAGGCACCCGAACCUGUCGUGAAGCCAAUAUACACACAACAAGCCAAGCAGAGAUUCGCUCUGGACACUAGCGAUUCAGACGAUGAUCAAACACCAACCCAGCAGCAGCCGGAGCGUGACAGUGUGUCGCCACUCAACGCCUCUCAGUCUCAUCAUCAACGCAACGAUUCUGGCAUGCAAAUCUCACCCAUUGAAGCGCCACAAGGCUUUGGGUCAUACCCACAAGCUUUGAAAGGAGCUCAAGAAGCAGAUGAGUCAGCAUAUCCGGAGCAAGAAAUUACUCCUAUUGAGGCGGACGCGACUGCAAGUACUUCAAAGGCAUCGCCUUCGACCGCUACAACGCAUACACCUUCGACAUCACGAUCAGAGCCAUCCUGGUCGGACGCAUCUCUUCGGACCUAUCUGGAGAACGAUCAAGAUAUCAAGGAUCUGCUGAUUAUUGUACACGACAAGUCAAACGUGACGCCGGUCGGACCAGAUCAUCCUUUGAUGACCAAUUUGUUCUCGAGCGAACGCAGCAAGCUUGCAGAAAUGCAGACUCAGCUCGAUUCAAUGCUCAUGGGCUGGAUGUCUCGCAGAAACACGGGGUUGCUGUCGCGGUGA
Cyphellophora attinorum is the source of this 2808-nucleotide messenger RNA. Its product is annotated as Tip elongation aberrant protein Tea4. The coding region runs from base 1 to 2808 and encodes 935 amino acids. Gene Ontology annotation, biological process: establishment or maintenance of actin cytoskeleton polarity. Lineage: Eukaryota; Fungi; Ascomycota; Eurotiomycetes; Chaetothyriales; Cyphellophoraceae. Gene Ontology annotation, molecular function: protein binding. The record is from RefSeq and is a predicted model, not a curated record. Gene Ontology annotation, cellular component: microtubule cytoskeleton; cell tip. The transcript has 4 exons.